Phytophthora sojae is the source of this 1773-nucleotide messenger RNA. RefSeq lists its product as hypothetical. Bases 1 to 1773 code for a protein of 590 amino acids. Gene Ontology annotation, cellular component: mitochondrion. Gene Ontology annotation, molecular function: ATP binding; nucleic acid binding. The transcript has a single exon. Lineage: Eukaryota; Oomycota; Peronosporomycetes; Peronosporales; Peronosporaceae. The record is from RefSeq and is a predicted model, not a curated record.
AUGUGGACGAGUCGCCACCGCUUGCUGCGGGCUGUGACCACCACCGCCCGCGGCUUCCACGCGAGCUUGGCACCGCGGGCGUCGGGCGCUUAUCUGACGGACGUUUCGUUCGCCUCGCUGCCAAUCACCCAAAAGUCCAAGGAUGUGUUGACACGCGACAUGGGCUACGAGUUCCUGACCCACGUGCAGAAGGACACGCUGCCGCUGGUGCUGGAAGGACGCGAUGUGCUGGCCAAGGGCAAGACGGGAAACGGCAAGACCAUCGCCUUCCUGCUGCCGACGGUGGAGCGGAUGCUCAAGAACCCGCGGCCCAAACACGGCAGGAUCUCGGCUCUGGUCAUCUCGCCGACGCGCGAGUUGGCUCAGCAGAUCGCCGUGGAGGCCGUGAAGCUCACGGACGCCCACAACCUGCACACGGCCUGCUUUGUCGGCGGCAGCGCAGUGAACAAGGACGUGAAGCUGCUGACGCAGUCUGCGGGCAUUGAUGUGCUGGUGUCCACUCCAGGACGACUGCAGGCUCACCUGGAGGACAACAGCGGACGCAUCCGGCAGAAGCUGGAAGACCUGCAAGUGCUCGUCCUGGACGAAGCGGACCGUUUGCUGGACAUGGGCUUCCGCCCCGAUAUCAUGCGGAUCAUCAGCCACUUGCCGAAGGAGCGACAGACGCUGCUCUUCAGUGCGACGCUGCCCACCGCCACGGAAGAGCUCAAGGACGUGGCACUGCGCGACGACUACGCCUUUGUGGACACGAUCGAGGGCGACGACCAGCAGACCAACACCCAGGCUGUGCAGGAGUACCUUGUGUGCGACUUGCAAGACGUCAUUCCUGCUGUCGAAGGUGUGCUCGAAGAGCACAUGAAGCAAUCCGAAUACAAGGUGAUCGUUUUCCUGCCGACUGCGAGAUCAGCCCAGUUCAUGGCCCAACUCUUCCAGGCUGCGGGCUUUCCUAACGUGCUGGAGAUGCAUUCGCGCAAGAGCCAAUCUGCGCGCACGAAAGCCGCAGAUGCCUUCCGCAAGGGUAAGAAGAUGAUCAUGUUUUCGUCCGACGUGUCGGCGCGUGGUGUCGACUAUCCGGACGUAUCGCUUGUGCUCCAGGUGGGUCUCACCGACCGCGAUCAGUACAUCCACCGUCUUGGACGUACGGCCCGCGCUGGUAUGGAAGGACGCGGCAUUCUUGUGCUGGCCGACUUCGAGAAGGCGAUGCUGCAAGAUCUAGCUGACUUACCGCUCACGGAACUGGAGAAACGCCCCCAGCUUGACAAGCACAACAACCGCACCACGCGUGCCUUGGCAAACCUCCACCCCCGCAGUGAGCUGGCGCAAUCGGCAGAGAAGGCGUAUGGUGCUUUCCUGGGCUUUUACAACUCGAACCUCAAGAGGAUGAACAUGUCCAAGACGAAACUUGUGGAAACAGGAGCACUCUACAGUCAGCUGAUUGGUCUGGAGGAGGUGCCGAUGCUUACGAAGAAGACGUUGAGAGCGAUGGGAUUAAUGGGUACCCCAGGCCUCAUUGCCGCACCUAAAGCUGCCAAGCACACGGGAGGGUCUAAGCCGAAAGGACCGGGGGGAGAAUUGGCAAGGUUCAGCAGCGAAGGUGGUUACCAAUCCAUUCGCGGUAGGAAGAAGCAUGAUCGCCACGAGGAAAAUGAAAAGCGUGGAGGCAGUUCGUGGAGAACGCACACCGGCGACGAAAGCAAACCAUCUCGAUCGGCUCGCCGCCCGAGCCGAGUCGCCUCACGUGAAGAACGCAGCCGUGAACGCAAAAGUUCCUAG